UCCUUUGAAUGGCUGCCCACAUUGCUACACAGCAGCUUAUUUAUAUAAACUAUAUUAGUGUUUCUGAAGAAAUAUAGCAGUUAUAUCAGUGCAGGGCAACACUGCAUUAUUUUUAACCAAUGUAGCCAAAUACUUUGUUCAACUAGUUGCUAAAACCUCAGUCUAUUCUGUGGUGGCUUGUUGUGUGCUAUAGCUGCGCAAAAGGUUGGGGGGGAUAUGGCAUCAAAAAACAGGCUGCUAGGACUGAAAUUUUUAGGAUUUUUUGGAAUCUAUUUUUGGUUCAGACUUCGGUCAAAUAAUAACAGGGGAGCAGAAAAGGCAUGUUCCUCCCUUCUAGAAAGAGAAGAGUAAUCAAUACUCUGUUAGGUUAUGGUUUGGUAUGUAAUAGAAAUGUUCCCUCUUUUUGCACAUCUGGAUAUAGAAGGCAAGCUUUGACUAGGGAACCAAAAAGAACAGAGUUGGAAGCAACACAGGCAGCCAAAGAAAUCAAAUAUCCGAAAUACAAAUUCAGCUUCACUUGCCCUCCAUAAUUGGUAAAUACGUGUCUUAGACAGCUGGGUUUAACAAAUAAUCCAAGCGAAAAACAAGAUUGUUUAACCCUUCUGACAUGCAAAAUUAGAACACACAACUAGCCACCAGAUUGUAUCAUAAGGCUGGUAUCAUCAUACCAGCACAAUCUACCAGCUUGGCUAGUGCCAUUUAGCAAUAGUUAACCAAGUCUAUAAACUGUGACGAGCUCCACCACCUUUCUAAACCCACUCUAUCAGAGCUUAGAGUACCUCAUUUUGAAUUUGACAACAUCAGAACAGAUCUUUAGAGUAGCCACUUGGGCCUCACCAAACAUGUUUAUUAAGUUAUACAGUACAGGUGAUGUGUAUUACACCAGCUAUUUUGCCAGAAUGUUCUUUGGAUUGCUGUGCUUUAUGAACACUAUUAAUCUUUCCCUUGCUAUUACUAUUUCUCUUGUUCCUCCUACUAUUCCAUCCUCCACCUCACAGAGCUUCACAACUGAACUGGGGAUUAGAGGAUGAGAUGUCUUAUAUAGCCAGAAGUAGGGACCAAGAGUCCAUUUCUUUCACCCCUGCCUCCAGAAGUAAACCUACACAAAAACCCUGUCUGAAGCUCUUUACAAAAAAAUCUCUGAUUCCCUGACAUUGCAAAUUUAAAUCGGCACACCUAAAACUCCUGUAUGAAUUUAAGUAUAAUUUUUGAAGGAGACUUGAGGAAGCUGGAUGUGGAGCCGAGUCUUCAUAUUAAUGAAUGCAUGUGGACCCUGCUUACAAAAGCUUACAAUGUACUGAUUUAAUUGUUCACUAUUGUGAAUAGUAACAGUCAAAAUAAAUGAUAGGGUUAAAAAAACACCAGAUUCACAGGCUGCUACACCAAGAAUUGUUACUGCAAAAUAGUCUCUGAAAACAAAUAUUAAACACUUUAUUUUUAAUAUUGCUGCUUGUAAGUAACGGAAAUAAAGGAAUUUUGUUAGGUAUACAAAUGAAAGCAAUAUUAUAUAGUAUGUUACACAAGUAUUCAUAUAAUUUACAGGAGACUUUGCAGAAGUCCAUAAUUUUUUUUACAGGCUUGGUUAGCAGUUGCUGACUGAAAUAUUAACUUGUAUUUUUAGUGCUACAUUAAAGCAUUUUUCUCACUGCUAUCCCCCUUGCAAUCUUAUACUGUAGGCGAAGCUCAUCUGUAUUUAGUGUUCCUGGGGUUGUAAAUGACAUACUACCUCUUGGUAUAUCAAAUUUGGGCUGUGUGCCUGGGACAGAUGUCCUGGUUUUUCCUACUCCCAUAGCAACGCCUUGAUUUGAAACAUGAACAGAGGCACAAGGCCAAUCCCUGUUGAGUUAUUAGAGAAGGCAAGGUUGAUCUCUGCGGAAAACUGACCUGCAUAAGUGCUUCAUACCCUCAGAUGAAUGUGUUAAAGAGACUUUUGUAAUGCAAGUGGAAACAUGACAUUCCAGCCAAUCAGGAGGCAAAUCACUAUCCCUACAGCUCAUGUCAUGCCUUCUACCCUUGGCCCUCCUUCAAGUAACACAAAUGAAUGCUUUGGAGCCCAUCCUAAAGACUCCGCAUUGCAUGCCUACUCAAGUGUAGCUCCUCCAGAACAUGCUACAGCAGAAGAUACUAGGAAAUUUGAAACACCCACUAUAGAACCAACACUCAACCAGUCUGGCAUACUGAAUACCUUUUGCACAGACCACCAUCCAGGUGCUUCCACAGGCAUAGUCAAUACAGAUACUGAACCAUAUGGUGCUCUCCCUGAAAUACGGGCAUCUGGAAAAGGGGAAUUUACAUGCAAGACAGAACAAUAUGCCCCAUAUCAAAACAGUCAUGGGUGGAAGCCUGAGCAGUACAGUCUACAACCAGGUGCUGAAAUAAGUGCUUGGAGACAGCAGCAAAAUGCUGAGAACAUGAGAUUGAGAAUGGAACAGCUGCAGCUGAUGAGACCCUGUCCCCCAACAGCUGUUUAUGGUUCAGGGCUGCAAUCUGAUCCUGGCCAGUGGGAAAGAAUCCUUAAGACAAGAGAGGGUGUCCUGCAGGAAAAGGAAAUGCUGUUUGAGAGACAACGACAGCAUAUUUUACAGCUGGAGCAAAAGCUUAGAGGGAAUGAGGUGCAGGCACACAGCACUUUACUUAGCCAGACCAACCCAUAUAAUGACAUGUAUAUAAUAAAGAUGCAGGAACUGCAGAGGGAGGUUACUUUCCUGCGAGCACAGUUUGCAGAAAAGGUGGAAUCUUCUAGUAAAGAGAAAGCAGAGUUGGAAAAGAAGUUGAAUGCUGGUGAAGCAGAAAGCAGAGGCUUAAAAGAAGCAAUGAAGGAGGCUACCCAGAAACAUUCUGAGGAGCUAAGGAAACAGGAGGAGCGGGUGAAGGGAAGGGACAGACAUAUAAACUCUCUGAAAAAGAAGUGCCAGAAAGAGACCGAUCAAAACAAAGAAAAACAACAGAGGAUUGAGACUUUGGAAAGAUAUUUGGCUGAUCUCCCCACUGUCCAAGACCACCAAAAACAGACCCAAGAGCUUAAUGGUCUUCAGGAGAAAAGUAGCCUCUUGCAGGAGCAAGUGAGUGAACUGGAAAAGAGGCUUAGAGAGAUCAGAACUGUAAACAGAGAAAAGGAGACCCAGCUGGCAGCAGAAAAGCACAGAGGACAGGAGUUGAUGAGUACUAUAGACAGUUUAAAGGAGGAAAUAGAGUGUUUCAAACAAACAGAAGCAGGAGAGAAAGAAAAACGUUUGACUCAGGAGUCAGAAGAACUCAGACAAGAAGUGCUGUCUCUACGUAAGGAGCAGGAAUGUCUAAGGAAGGUGAUAGAAAGCCAAAAGAAAAAGAUAGAACAAAUGUGCAGUAAAGUGAAGUUCCUGGAAGACCAGGUGGCACAAGAAGAAGGUACUGGCGAUGCCCUUAAGGAAGAAGCACAGAGGAAAGAAACUGCUCUACAGCAAUUAGGGGUAGCUGUGAAAGAGCUUGCAGUGCAGAAUCAAGACUUGAUGGAGCAAAAUGUGACUCUACAGGAGAGAUUGCGCCAGACAAGGGUUGCUGCAGAACCAGCUGAAUUAGAAGCUGGGACAAUCGUCACCCUCUAUAGUGAGCUGAAUCUCUGCCUGAAGGAGCUGAAAUCCAUAUGUACUCUUCUUAGUCAAAGAAUGGAGGGAAGAGACCCCAACCUGUCACUACUCCUGGGGAUACAUUCUGCUCCACAUUUCGAGGAUCAGGGUGGGACAAGUGAUUCAUUGUGUUUGGAUAAACAUUUGGAUGCAGUGAGGCAUCUGAAGAGAGAAAUUGACGACUUGAGAACCAUCAUAAGUGACCAUUAUGCACAGGAUAUGGGUGAUAAUUGUAUCACACAGUAAUUGGACAGUUUUAUAACAUUUGGCACAGACUCUCUGCAAGUACUGGAAAUCCAUCCUGCUAUGACACGUGCAUACAAAAUAUGUGGUGGUUAAGAGUAAUGUGCCUUAUGUAUGAACAAAACAAGGUAUGAGCUGCACAUCAAUGUGCAAGAUUCUAUGGUCCUAUUUAAGUAAAGGGACAUUUCUAACCCUCUGCACACAGAACAGGAAAAAUGUGCUUGUGUGAGUAAAACCAUUGUUUUUCACUGGACUGUAUGUUUAAAAACAGAACCCAGUAUGUGAGCCAUCUCAGAUGAAACAAUUGUAUUGCAGUACUUGCUGCAAGAAACCCUUGGGCUUACAGUGCAUUGCUAAACUUAUAAUGUUGCUUUGGCAACUACUGCUCAUUUAGUGCCUUUGUAAUAAUAAGUGCAGAUAACUUAUCGCCUGAUGGCACUGAGCUAGGUUUUAAUACUGGAUAAAAGACUCUUUAUACUGUUUUUGCCAUUACAUGUCUCUGAGUGAUGACAUGCAGUAAUGUUUGCAAGCCAUGUAUUGGCUUUUUAUUGGUUAUUUAUGUUUUUGAAUGCUUUGUGUUUUACCCUUCAAAUAAUAAACUAAUGCAAAUAUUUUAA
Messenger RNA from Xenopus laevis (African clawed frog), 4465 nucleotides. RefSeq names its product centrosomal protein 85kDa L homeolog (gene cep85.L). The coding region runs from base 1950 to 3851 and encodes 633 amino acids. Gene Ontology annotation, cellular component: centrosome. The transcript is spliced from 12 exons. The record is from RefSeq and is a predicted model, not a curated record. NCBI's taxonomy places the organism in Eukaryota, Metazoa, Chordata, Amphibia, Anura, Pipidae.